Molecule: messenger RNA, 4660 nt
Organism: Temnothorax curvispinosus
Lineage: Eukaryota; Metazoa; Arthropoda; Insecta; Hymenoptera; Formicidae
Gene: aop
Product: ets DNA-binding protein pokkuri
Exons: 5
Coding region: 896-2347 (483 amino acids)
Biological process (GO): regulation of transcription by RNA polymerase II; cell differentiation
Cellular component (GO): nucleus
Molecular function (GO): sequence-specific DNA binding; DNA-binding transcription factor activity, RNA polymerase II-specific
Source: RefSeq, a predicted model, not a curated record
UCACUCGACACUUCCUACAGCGCGGCGGACGGAUCAGUCGCUCGCCGACCUCGUAACGCGACAGUACCGAGGUACGAAGCCGCUCGUCGAUCGCAAAUCGCAAUCGCAGGCGCCGCGUUGCUGCAACGACGAGGCCGUCGAAACGCCGUCGACGAGGGUGAUAUAUCGCACCUCCGCGCCUCCCCCCUCCGCGAGGGCCGUUGUCCGUUCCGCGCGAGCGCGUACGUCCCCGCGUCCGUCAUCCCUCCCCCCCCGCCGCGCCUCCUCCGUUGUGCCGUAUCGCGAAGACCGGAGGAGAACACCGGUGGAGUAUUAUACGAGUGCCGCGACGCAAGCAAGCCAGAGAGACAAAUCACGAGUGACACGAGUGCGCUAAAACUGGGGAGUGCGAAUGACCGAGGAUUCUCUCCCGUUCUUUUCUUCUGUGAUAACUUGACGAACGCGUCGGCUGAUACGCGUACCAGGAUAGUAAUCCCUCUCACGUGUUCACGUGCGCCGCGACGACGAGUUUCCGCGCGGGAUAAUUUCGCCGUCUCUGUCUCUCUCUCACUCUCUCACUCUUUCGGUAUCUCGCGCGCGCGGAUGCCGCCCGCCGCGACCUGAUUACGCGCGCCGCGUGCCGUCCCCGUGCGUGCAUGCGUGCGUGCGUGGAGCGCACGAAUCGCGAGGAGUGCGACGAAAUUUGAACCCCCGCCGAUGAACAACGGUGGAAUGAUUUGUGCCCGGUUGGAACGCGACGGCAAGUGAUAAUUAGUCCCAGCAGCUCGGUGUCGGUGCCCCGGCAAAGGAUUUUUAUCGACGAAGAGGAACGGAGCAGCGAGACGGAGCGCCGACAACGGACGACGAAGCAGAGGCAGCGAUAUCGAGAAGUCAUCAGUAAAUCUGAGGGCGUGUUAUGAAAUUGCUGCCACCGAUUCAGAUAUCGCAGCUACCGGCGGUUUCCGCUGCGGGCGGAAUGACCGGAAUGGAGCCCCGGCUGCCCCCAGGUAUAUCCUUGCCUUUCAGUCCGGACUGGGUCUGGAGGGCCCAGUAUGGGCCUUCGAUGGGUUUCCCACCGACACACCCACAGCCCAAUCCCGUCUUGGACUUUAAAACUCACCUACCAACGAGUUUGGUGUCCGACCCUAGACUGUGGUCACGGGAGGACGUGGCAGCGUUCCUGCGGUGGGCUGAACGGGAAUUCGACCUGCCGCCGUUCGACAUGGACGUGUUCCAGAUGAACGGCAAGGCCCUGUGCCUGCUGACCAAGGCCGAUAUGGGCGAGAGGUGUCCGAGCGCUGGCGACGUGCUGCACAAUGUGCUGACCAUGCUGGUGCGCGACUAUAGUCAGCUACAGAGAUGCCUGCCGAGCAGUCCGGUGACACCUACCAGACCGUCCACGUAUCCGCUGAGUCCACAUUCGCAUCCGCCUACGCCGACGUGGACGGAGACGCAGCCAUACGCCUCGAAUCUCGCCUCGCUGAUGUCGGCCAAUUCGGUGACGCUGUCGCCGGCGCCGUCCGUGGACAGUCAGUCGGGCUCACCUAGCCACGCGACUGACGCGAAUCAGACGCAGGUCUACAAGAGCGAUUCGGACGAGGACAAUACUCAUCAGGUAUCGAGUGGCAACAGCAGCCCACCGGCCACGCCAACCGCCUUGACGGCACAGAGGCUCAGCGAAGUGAGCGUCAAGGACCAACCGAGCCCGACGUUACCGCACCAAUUGAUGCCGCUGACGCCCGGUGCCUACCGAUCGACCGCCGCCAGCGCGACCAGAGAGUUCUUCCCCAGCGAUUCGUCAGAGCCCAACACUACACAAUUUCCGCCGUUCUGUUUAGACGGAAGACUGCUCUGGGAUUUCCUUCAGCAAUUGCUGAACGACCCCGCGCAACGGUAUCAGCAUUACAUCUCGUGGAAGAGUCGGGAAACUGGCGUCUUUAAGAUCGUCGAUCCGCCUGGUCUAGCGCGACUCUGGGGCAUCCAGAAGAAUCAUCUCUCUAUGAAUUACGACAAAAUGAGCAGAGCUUUACGUUAUUACUACCGCGUGAACAUACUUAGAAAAGUCCAGGGCGAACGACAUUGCUACCAAUUUCUGCGUAAUUCGAUCGAGUUGAAGAACAUCAAGAACAUAUCAUCGCUGCGCAAUCAGAUGCGAAUAAAGUCGGAACCGGAGGAGGAGAGGGGUCUCGGAAGUCCCGAGGUGGAACCGGAAGCGGACAUGCCGACGGACCUCUCGAUGUCCAGCAUGAACCAGCCGUCGAGCGAACAGCAGCAGCAGCCCCUGUCGUUGCACGACCCACCUGCCAAGUACAGAAGUCACGCGUACAAUCUCGUUAAGACCAAUCAGGAGCCGGAAGAGAGGAAGUGACGCGGGACCUAGCGAUGGUAGGAACGCAAUGAUCGUGCGUAAUCAUUAACCGCACCACGGCGGCCUACGAGGCCGGCGGCGAAAUGACGUAAGAAGGGUACCACAUCGGCAACCGAUCGACGAACUGCGGAGUGAAAUCGGAGAUCGCUCGCAAGCGAUCAUCGACUCCGUCCGGUUUGUUCAUAAGAACGUGGCUGGCAUCGUCUGCAUGAAGAUACGUGAAGAUCUUCAAGAUGGAAAAAGGCGGAAUCCGAAAAACAUAAUUCAUCGAUGAAGCUCGGAAAGAUGCGAUAAUGAAGAUCAGAUCUAAUCUCGGAAGUGGUAGUUGAUGUAGAGAAAAGCAUGCCAUGAUGGCUGGAGAUUUUGCCGAAUGCAAUCGUUAAUAAAUCGUAGAACGCUCGAAAUAUAAAUCGAAAGGACGAAACGUUAUGAAAGCUACGAUCUUGUAUGCUAACAUGUUAUGAGACUUUCUGCGAAUAAUCGUCAAAAUGAAAGAAGACAAACGAGCAUUCACGUUUAUUCAACUCACAGAGGCACAUUAAUUGAUGCUUUAGGGAUGAGGGAUUCUUUAAAGAUCCAAGAAAUUAAAUUUUAUGCCCUUUGUGCCCAAUUCUAUGUAUUUGUCGGGGACUCAAAGUUGCAAUCACGCAGAAUCCUAUUUUCGUCGUUAUAUGUAAGAGUGCGAUAAGAAGCUCAAGAAGAGAAUAUCCCCCUCAUGGUGUAAAUCAGAUAAUGACUCGGUCCCUUCCUUCCUUUUCGCCCUCACACAGAUUCUACUGACAAUGAGUACUGAUAAUGACAGAUGCUUCAAUGUGAAGCUGAAUCUUCGCGGAUAUUCCGCCCUAUCCCUUUCUCCACUUCACUCCCUCGUAACGGAACAAACCAUCCGUACCGGACAAUUUCCCUUCCAUUUUUACAACGACGAGGUGUGUAUGAAACGUACGGUCUUGGGUGCACUUAAAGAACCAUACACACGACGAUUCAAUGUACAAAGAAUGCCAGAAGAAUAACUGUUACCAGGUCUUUCCUUUCUUACGCGUUUCUCUUUCUCUUUUUUUUUUCUUAAUCUUAAGUAUAUAUUCUGUGAUGUACGACUUUUUUUCCCUUGCCGAAAGGUAGUCCAUGAAUAAGGUCGAUCCCAAAGAGAGACUCUACUUGAUUUGAGACAUUCAAUGUAAAUGCAUCACAGAAAAAUUACGUUAUUAAUAUUUCCAUAGUUUCUGAUGUACAAAGAGCUUGACAAAAUCUUUUCACGACAGUUCAAUAAUUAUGUAUAUCUAUGUAGAAUCAGAUUUUCGAAGAAAGAUUUAGUUGGAUUUUCUCAGGCUCUUACUGUAUAUGCGCUGAAACGGUUCUCCGUUUACUUUCACGUAUUUGUGCCAAGAACAUUUGCCGUUUAAUAAGAGAACGUUUUAUGUAUUUAGUCGACUGUUCCAAAAAAACUCGAUAUAUCACGAUUUUGGAACCAAUAUUACAUCCCUUGUGCUCGAUGUACGUGUUAUAUCAAGGAUUACGCGCCACAAUCGAGUGUCGUAUAAUCGAUUAUACGUUAUACGUUGUAGGAACUGUAUAUAAGCGGAAUUAAUGAACUGAAUUAAUAAAUUGUAAAUGCGAAUGAAAGCUAAGACGAAUAUUAGAGGAGUAGUGCAAGAAUAUUAUGGAAAUUCGGGGCCAGAGUUAGAAUAUAUAAAUUUAUCUAUAGAAAGAAUAUAUAUACAUAUAUUUUACUAUCAAAAUUUAUAUUCGAAAUUUCUAUAUUUGUUGCCUGUGUGAUUGUGGCUUACAUUCCACGACUCUUUAUCCGAGGUUUGUCAACCAGGGGAUAAACCGCGAAAGUCCGCGAAAGAGGACUGUAGAAAAGAACAUGAUAAAACAAGACGCAUAUACAAUUAGGAAACAGAUUUUAAGAAGAUUGCUAAUUGUAUUUUUGCACUUGAAAUUAUAAAAUCGAUAUAUAAAACCGAAGAUGUAAAAGCUUGAGAGAUAUAAAAUUGAGAAAAUAUGAGAGAACUCUAAAGUAUGAGUGCGAGCGAAAGGAAGACAGAAUGAAUGAGGCAGGUAUGAUAUAUAAAUAUUGAGAAAUAUAUAUCUGGCUUCUUGUAUACUGUGAUCUCUAUACUAUAUAAUGCAGAACGAGUUACAUAGUUGAAUAGGAAUUAUUAUCUAAAUAAAAUGCGUAUGCAUGUUACACACACUAGAUAAAACGUCUGUCUAAAAAUUGCGUGAUGUUAUCGAGAUAAGAUAUAUAUAUCUAUAAAGAUACACACAUGUAUACACAUAUAUACAUAUAAAGAACAUAUGUGUGUGUACGUC